AUGCCCUCAUGGAGCCAGCUAAAAGAGAUUAUCGAGCGCUCAAAAACCCAGAACGCGCCACCAGUGAUUUUCUACGUCACUGUCCCGACAAAACAAACUACAGAUAACGAGUUCACUGACGUUUACAGAUGGGAAUUAUGCUUACGGUCGCUUUCUUUACAACAGCAAUUGGGCAUUCGCAACAAGAAGUUUCUCCUGGAUGCCUACCAAGUUUUGAUCAACAAGUUGCUCCAGGACUUUGUGCUCAAGAUAUACCUCUUCGAGGAGUCAUCUCUGGAGAUACCAGAGCCCAUUCGCUAUACCUACAACGAGUUUGGGAAGCCACUCCUAUCUCCAGAGUACGAUCUGGGAAUGAAUUUGCAUUUUAGUAUGUCCAAUUCGGCCGACAUAGUGGGUAUGGUGGUCACCACUCAUCCGGCUGCCCGGCGCAUCGGUAUUGACCUAUCGAACACGAAUGACGAUGUCUUGCCAGUAGGCGACCCAGGAGUUGGCUUGGAAACGUAUGAGUCUGUGUUCUUUCCCAGCGAAUACCAGCAUUUGCAACUAUACAAAGAUGAUGCCCGAUUGAAACUCCUCUUAAACCAGUACUGGGCCUUAAAGGAGAGCUAUACAAAGCUAUUAGGAGUGGGCUUAAACAUGGAUCUCUCGCGGUUGGAGUUUUCCGGGGUUAAUUUCUUGGAUGUGGAGGCGAACAAGCUGGGCCAUCCGGAGGAGCAGAUUCCGUGGGUUGGUCCGCCUGUGGAGCUCCGUCUCCACGAUAUAGAACAGGCCCUGUCCCAAGGAUAUACCAAUAGGGUGGAUUUGGGUCUCCUCAAAAGUCCGAAUAUAGUGGUUUCCACAAUCUGUGAAUAUGACGGAACGGUUCCAGACUCCACCCCGGUUGUGGUAAACAUUCCUCUAUCGAUGUUGGUGGAGUUUACAAUUACACACACGAAAUAG
Babjeviella inositovora NRRL Y-12698 is the source of this 939-nucleotide messenger RNA. RefSeq names its product holo-[acyl-carrier-protein] synthase (gene LYS5). Lineage: Eukaryota; Fungi; Ascomycota; Pichiomycetes; Serinales. The record is from RefSeq and is a predicted model, not a curated record. Bases 1 to 939 code for a protein of 312 amino acids. Gene Ontology annotation, molecular function: magnesium ion binding; holo-[acyl-carrier-protein] synthase activity. Gene Ontology annotation, cellular component: cytosol. The transcript has a single exon.